UAAACAUUAUUACAAUCUCAGAGUUUCAAGUUAAAGUCAAGAAAUGUAUGCAAAAUCAAAAAGUAGAUGAUCUCGGCGGUUCUUGCUGGAUGGCUAUAGAUGAUCUUGUGGUUUUGUUUUAAUGAUUGGUAGAGGUAUAGUAUGUCUUGAAGCAUUCAAUGAAGCAGCUAUUAGUCACUGAAAACAAGUUAACUUCAGACAAUCAGUUCCUUCUCCCUCCCCCCUUUUCUUUAUUUGGAUUAGAUCUACUGAUCCAUCACGUUAGUACAAACAAAAUGAAUUGUCCUGUCAAGUUAUGCCUACACCUAAACUGACAUUUCAAACAAAACCAAUUGAAAGAAUGGAAACAGGUCUACAUGACAUGAGGCUUUCCUGCACUGCAAUGUUUUCUUCCCUGUGGGCUCUAAUGAGAUGAGUUGUGCUUACGUCUUCGGCUAAUCUGCCUGAGAAGCAAGGGAGGGUCAACUGGUAAAAUCCUUAUAAGAGCGGAGGAUCCACUUUAUAGGACAAAUGCACACAAGUCUAUCACCUCAAGCAAUGGUUUCUUAUAAGUGUGAGAAAUCAUUUGGAACAAAUCGAAUUUUUAAAUACAGCAAAUAGGAAAUAUUUACAGGUCAGAAAAAGAAAAAAACAUCAGUCUUCCUACAGCUCUCUGUCUAACAUACUGAAACAACUGUAGUGUUCAACAGUGGAGAUGGAUCUUAUGGUGGAUCUGAAGUCCUUUGGGGAUCCCAUCAAGCAGUUCAGUGACUACGUGUCGGGGACAGUGGCCAAACCGGAUAACAAACGAGAAGCCAAAAAGAGUACAGGAACCCGAAGGAAGAGUAUAGUCAUUAGCACGGGGGCCCGACGAAAGAGCGUAGUUUUGAGCACAGGGGCCCCCAAGAAGAGCAUAGUUGCCAGCACGGGGGCCCGACGGAAGAGCGUAGUUUUAAGCACAGGGGCCCCAAAGAAGAGCACAGUUGCCAGCACGGGGGCCCGACGAAAGAGCAUUGUUGGAGUCCGAAGACACAGUAUAGCCAGAAGAAAGAGUGCUCCUUGCGCUAAAACUUGUGCUAACCAGAGAACUGUACCAGACUCCUGGCUUAGAGUAUACCAGGCUGACAUUCAAAGAGAACGGAAACUGAGAGAGAAGAAGAUUGCAGAGAGAUCCGUCAGAAGGAAGAGCCAGCAUUUCAGGAGCCAGCAUUGCCUUCCUAAGAGUAAGCCUAACCCAAAUGCCAAGAGGAACCAGAAAUCGACAAAGGAUGAUUCAUUGUUUGGUGCUUUCCAGGGGCUUAGUCUCAACGUGACAGGAGGCACCCAGAGCUCAUUGACCUCAGGCGGGGACCAGUGUAAAGUCAUGUGAGAGACUCAUCACCUGUACUUGAUUACCAGGCUUUGCUCACGUGCAUGAAAGCUUGGCAGAGGCUAGACUGUCACCUAACACUUUAAUCGCGUCCAUGAGCCGGUUCUUUUGGUCGAACCUACAUAUUUUGGCAGUAGCAAUUGAACCUGCGGAACAAGGUUAACUGCACUUGGCCUGAAAAAAUUGAAGAUGAACUACAAAAAACACAACCUAAAUGUGUGAUGUGCUGAUAGGAAAUGACAAUGAAGCCAAAGUCCUAAAGCUUGAUUCAAGAUUAAGUCUGAGGGAAUGUGAAUAUACAUUUCUAUCGCUUGAUCGAUUCUUUAUGCAGUAAGAGAACACUCAUUAGUGCUGAUAAUAGUUCUGCUUGUCAUGAGCUUGUGUUGGUAUUUUCUGUUCCAGAAUAAAUUACGGCAGGGGUAUUCAGAUCUGGACCUCAAAUCCACUUUCACUCUAAUUUCUUUAUUGUAACACUAAUCAGGGACUUAUGUAGACCUUAGACACAAGAUUGGUGCACUUAGUGAUCAGGUAGAACCGUGUAGGGUAAGACUUGAAUGCCCCUGAUUUACAGUGUCAAGGCCCCGGACAUGAAUACUAUUGUUGUAUCCUAUAUGUGCAGACGUGAUAACGUAAUUGAAUUUGAUUUACAUUUUCAUCAACUUUAAGUAAAUGUACGUGUGUGUGUGUGUGUGUGUGUGUAUUGUUUUGCACAAUUUUAAAUGUAUAUUUGUCUUUUCCAAAACACAUUUAAAUGAAAUGUUGCACAAAACUAGUAGUCAUUUUGUCUCACAGAACAAUCAGUCUGCCAAAUGUAUAAAGUGAUCAUACUGAAAUGA
Esox lucius (northern pike) is the source of this 2184-nucleotide messenger RNA. RefSeq lists its product as uncharacterized. Bases 695 to 1348 code for a protein of 217 amino acids. The record is from RefSeq and is a predicted model, not a curated record. NCBI's taxonomy places the organism in Eukaryota, Metazoa, Chordata, Actinopteri, Esociformes, Esocidae. The transcript has 4 exons.